GGCUUAUAAAAAAAUUUCGGCGAUUCAUCUCUUUCUCACUAUCAAAAUUUAUUUCACUAUCUAAUUUCAUAGAUUGAUUGGUUGUUUAUCAUAUUUUAUACUUGUGAUAUAGAUCGAGUUUUUUUGUAGGUCUGCAAGCCUUUCUUCGACUAUAUUGACGCAAAACGAAUGCAUAUCUAAAAUUUCCAACUCUACAAAGCGGAUCUGGCGAAUGCGGAGUUUCCAUAAACUGCUGGUUUUUUACAGAUUAAGCUCGAUUACAGGUUACCCAUAUAUUUUAAAUAAUAUUUUAUAAAGUAGAAAAUGUGAUUUAUGAAAAUGUCUAAGGAGAAUCUGCAGAUCUUGCAUAUUCGCAAGUAGAUGUGGGUAUGUGGUUUUACUACUACAGAUCUCAAACGACGGAGUUUUCUAUGUCAAAAUUUAUUGUCCUGAUACGAGAUGAGUUUGACGGACAAGAUUAACUCAUUUGAUAGUUCUAUUUUUAAAUUAAAUAUAUAUUUAUCAAAUAAAUUAUUAGAAUUUAAUUUCUUAUUAUAAAAAAUGAUUUCUUCACUAUAAUUUAUAUUUUUAUUAGAAUUAUAUCACUAAUAUAGAAUGAUAUCAACUUUUUCGAGAAAGGAGUACGCAUAUAGAUACCUUGCAAAAUAAGGGUUUUCUAAAAAUGCUUUCUUUGCUUGUAGAAUCAAAAUUUCAAUUAUUCCUAUGUAUUCUCUUCCUAAUAUAUUUAGAUUCCUUCCAUUUUCUCUAAAUUGUUUUGGAACAAACAUAGAAAAUACAUGGGAAGAUAUAUGCAGGAGAUGAGAGUGAUGAUCCGAACACGUCAGCUCCACAUCACGCCAGUCUGGCAAAAAACGAAUAUAAAAAUAAAUAAGAAAAAGACACACAAAAAAAAUCGGAGAAUCUUUAGUUUCGUCUCAUUUCUUCGUUGACAGAACUAGGGUUCACUUCAAUUCUCUUCUCUGUAUCGUGUUCAAAGAUCUGAUUGAAAUUAGUCUCUGGGCUCUUCUGGUGUAAGCUCGGAUCCAGAUUCUCAGGUGAAAGACAUAAUCUUUUGCUCCAUCUCAAUCUCUUUUUUUCCUUUGACUAGGGGUCCGGUGGGAUAGACAUAGAAUUGGGGUAGAGUGUCAGAAUUGUAAUUUGCUUUAGUGUUUGAUUGAGUUUCUGGGAUUGGAAUUGUGGGUUUUUGGGUUCAGGGGAGGAUAAAGUAGCUCAAGAACUGAGGUGAUCCAUUUUCUUAGGCUAGGCACUUGCAGCUGAAUUUUGAUUCGAUUUUGGACUCAUUGGUUGGUUAAUGAUUAGUUUCAGUUUCUUUGGUGAAUAUUUGUUGGAUUAGAUAAUCUAUAGACAGAGCUGCGAAAGGUUUGGGUUUUGGCUGAAUUAGGAUACUUCUUGGAUUAUAUUUGGUGUUUGGUCUGUUGGAUGUUUUCAGGUUUGGUAGUGAGGUUUUAUCAGAGGUAUAGUAUUGGAAUUUAGAGUGGAUUUUGGUGGAGAUGGAUAGGCCUAGGCAAAAUGAUCAUUUGGGUGUGAAUAAGAUUGGGAAGAAUAUCAGGAAGAGUCCUCUGCAUCAACCGAAUGUUUCUGCGAAUCUUCACAACUCCUCUGCUGCAAGGCCUCAAAACCAGCCUCAGGUUUAUAACAUAAGCAAAAACGACUUCAGAAGUAUUGUUCAGCAGCUAACGGGUUCUCCAGCACGUGAAAGCCUUCCUCGUCCUCCGCAGAACAACCCACCAAAGCCUCAGAAUACACGGUUGCAGCGGAUUAGACCAGCUCCCUUAACGCAGAUAAACCGGCCUGCGAUUCCUCCCCCUGCUAUGCUUCCUCCUCAAUCUCAUCCGCAGUUUGCUAGACCACCUCCACCCCAGCCACCUUUCCCACAAGGCACACACCAACCAAUGAUGAUGGGUCAAGGGGACCAAUUUUGGUCUAAUACAGCUGAGUCUCCUGUCUCAGAGUAUAUGCGAUAUCUUCAAAGCUCACUUGGAGAUUCAGGACCCAAUGGUAACCAAAUGCAGCCAGGUCAUGAGCAGCGGCCUUAUAUCCCAGGUCAAGACCAGCGGACAUAUAUCCCAGGUCAAGAGCAGCGGCCAUAUAUCCCAGGUCAAGAGCAGAGGCCAUAUAUUCCAGGUCAAGAGCAGCAGCCAUAUAUUCCAGGUCAUGAGCAGCAGCCAUAUAUACCAGCUCAGCCUCAACCUCAACUUCAACCUCCUCAGCCACAUAUGAUGCCUGGAUCUCAACCUCGAAUGAAUAUGCAGGGGCUACUUCAACCUAACCAGUAUCUACCACCACCCGGGUUAGUUCCUAGCCCAAUGCCUCAUAAUCUCCCUUCCCCUCGGUUCAAUGCUCCUGUACCUGUCACCCCCAGUUUGCCCUCUCCCAGGUUCAGUCAGAUGUAUGGUGGAGUUCCUUCUCCUCGAUAUAAUGGUUUCGGACCACUAAACUCACCUACAUCCCAGUUCCUUCUACCAUCUCCUACUGGUGGUUACCCGAAUAUGAUCUCUCCAAGAUCACCUUACCCAUUACUAUCACCAGGAGUUCAGUAUCCUCAACCACUUACCCCAAACUUCUCCUUUUCACAAAUUGCUCAACAAGGAAAUCUUGGACCCGGUGCAGGUCCAGGUCCAGGUCCUCCUCUGCCUCCUCCUUCGCCAGGGCUUAUGUUCCCAUUAUCUCCAUCCGGGUUCUUCCCCAUUCCAAGUCCAAGAUGGAGUGAUUACUAGGUGUCCUCUUUUCUCCCUAUCCGAUUCAUUGAAUUCAGUAAAUCUCCCUAGGUUAGUCUGUACUAUGGAAGAAGCUUAAACUUCAAAGCCUACAGUGGAUAGACGCAGCAAAAUAGAUGCGUAAACACUAAAGGAGCUUUUAGAAGCAAUGAAGAUUUAUAGGUUUUUUUUUUUUCUUUCUCUGUGGAGUUUUAUAGGUCAAAAGUUGGGAAUCUUGGGAUGAGAAUGAUUACCUUUGUUUUUGUUUGUCACAAAAUUAGUUAUAUCUUUGCAUAAUUUGUACACAGAAGACAGACAACUCAGUCAAUUUAUAUGAUUUUUGGGUGUUUCCAAAGCAAAUAUUUCUUUCUA
Capsella rubella is the source of this 3068-nucleotide messenger RNA. RefSeq names its product protein HAIKU1. The record is from RefSeq and is a predicted model, not a curated record. The coding region runs from base 1491 to 2717 and encodes 408 amino acids. Lineage: Eukaryota; Viridiplantae; Streptophyta; Magnoliopsida; Brassicales; Brassicaceae. The transcript has a single exon.